Molecule: messenger RNA, 740 nt
Organism: Perkinsus marinus ATCC 50983
Lineage: Eukaryota; Perkinsozoa; Perkinsida; Perkinsidae
Exons: 6
Coding region: 51-653 (200 amino acids)
Source: RefSeq, a predicted model, not a curated record
CGAGUUGCCAUUUUUCUUUCCUUUUCCGAGUUCGUCGUCCACUACUGAUAAUGCUCGGCUUAUCUCGUCGUGCCUUGGGUCCAGCACUUCUUCGCCCGCUGUAUCAACGUGGCGUUAUGGCGGCCUCGGGCAACACUUUCAGGACUGCUCUCCCCAUCGGAUGGUCCAAUGGUCUUCGAGGCUUCGCCAGCAUCCCGCCAGCUAAACCGACUAACUCCUUGACUCCGGUGAACAACUCAGUGAAAACAUUCACUCAGACGGUCUCGACUACGGGCCUGCUUCCCGCAUGCAAAUCGAAAAUUGCAGAAGUCACUAACAAGAGUGCUAUUUUCGAAAUUUCUGUGGGUGUCGUCUUGGCUCAGUACAAACAGAUAUUCCUCAGUCUUAUGCGGAACAUUUUCCAGUCCUUCAGACCGCUGCUGAUCACCGUCAUUAUGGGUAACAUGCUCAAGAUGGCUGCGUUCUUGAUGCAAUUCCCCGUAUCAUUCUACUCAAUCUUCUUUUUCGAAGUAUUCUAUGGGAUGGCGCAAUUGGCGAUCAGCUUCGUCUUCGUGUGUUUCUUCCACAACGGCAUGAGCCUCCAGACGCGAGCUCGACAACAACUGCUUAGAACUAUGAGCCGUAACUUGAGACGGUUCAAGCAUAUGAUGUAGAAGCUUUAUAGCGCAUGAUGCCGGAGGAAGCGUUUUUCAAAGGCUGCUGCUGCAAGAUAUCAUUGGGGACGGACUAGUUUCGUGUGG